Messenger RNA from Spirodela intermedia, 489 nucleotides. The record is from the annotation of a GenBank genome assembly. Lineage: Eukaryota; Viridiplantae; Streptophyta; Magnoliopsida; Alismatales; Araceae.
AUGCGAACCAUCUAUUGGAGACCACCACCGAUAGGACACCUGAAGCUCAAUGUGGACGGGGCAGCACGUGGGAACCAUGGACCUACAAGGGGAGGAGGUAUCUUACGAAACCAUACAUGGAGUAUUAUCUUUGCCUUUUCCCACUAUUAUGAUGUUCAGACUAACACAGCAGUGGAGGCUAUGGCGAUUCACGAUGGUUUGCUCCUCUGUGAGGAACACAAACUUCAUGGUAUCGUCCUAGAAUCCGACUCUAGAGUGUUAGUUGAAAUGUUGCGUGCAGGUACUUGCUCCCAUUGGCAACUCAAGAGCACUUGGAUGGAUAUCAUGCGUUGUCGUGUGAGGAUCAGCACCAUCACACACCAGCUACGCAAGGGGAAUCAGACUGCAGAUGUGCUUGCUACACAUGCAGUAUGCACCCGUCUAAGAUCUGUUUUCACCUCUUUGCAGGAUAUGCCUGUAGAAGCUCGAGGUAGACACCGCUUAGAGUGA